Styela clava is the source of this 935-nucleotide messenger RNA. Its product is annotated as esterase OVCA2-like. Lineage: Eukaryota; Metazoa; Chordata; Ascidiacea; Stolidobranchia; Styelidae. Gene Ontology annotation, cellular component: nucleus; cytoplasm. The record is from RefSeq and is a predicted model, not a curated record. Gene Ontology annotation, molecular function: hydrolase activity. Gene Ontology annotation, biological process: response to retinoic acid.
UAAUUAUAGGGAACACUGUUUUACACAAUGGGAAUACCCCACACAUUAAUACUGUUAAUUGCAUUUGACUCAAAUCUCGCUUUUCUAUUUAGUAUUUUGUAAUGCUGUAAUGGCAACAAGCGGCUCGUUUCCUUUGCGAAUAUUUUGUCUGCAUGGAUACAGACAGAGUGAAAAGACAUUCCGACAGAAAACCGGUUCGUUGAGAAUUUUGAAAAACAAAGCUGAGCUGGUUUAUAUCACAGCACCAAAUCUUGUUCCGAACAAAGAAGACAAUGAUGUAGGGGAAUCUACACAAGUUGAAGAUCAAUAUGGUUGGUGGUUCUCAAGUCCAGAUGACACCUACCAUGCUCAAAAUCAUACAGACUGCUGUAAAGGAUAUGAACAAUCAAUUGAAAAGAUAGCUCAAUUCAUGAAUGACAAUGGGCCAUUUGAUGGAAUUCUCGCUUUCAGUCAAGGAGCUUCUCUUCUAUCCUUGAUUUGUGCACUGAAAGAAACAGGAGAUGUUAGGUUUUCUUUCAAAUUUGCAAUCUUAGUUGCUGGAUUCAGAAGUCGACAAUCACAACAUGAAAAGUUGUACGAGACGGUCAUCACAACACCUUCACUACAUGUCAUCGGAGAUACAGAUCAAGUUAUUCAGAGAGAGAUGAGUGAUGAACUUCUAUGCAAAUUUAAAGAUCCAGUUGUGUUACGGCAUCAGGGUGGUCAUUUCAUUCCCACUUCUUCUCAGCAGAAGCAAGUUUAUAUCCAAUUUCUAAAUAAUUUUAGAGAUGUGUGUUGACCUUAUAAUAUUUUUUUAUGAAUUUAUAAUUGUAAUGUAAAUGAAUAAUUUUUUUAUUGUUACAUUUAUUUGCAAUGCUGUUCAAUUCUAAGUCCAGUGUUUAAGUGGAAAUAACGUGGGAUAAAUUAAAGUGAAAUUUCAGUCGCUGUGCAUAGAA